Molecule: messenger RNA, 1393 nt
Organism: Penaeus vannamei (Pacific white shrimp)
Lineage: Eukaryota; Metazoa; Arthropoda; Malacostraca; Decapoda; Penaeidae
Source: RefSeq, a predicted model, not a curated record
AUGACGUCUCCACUUUCUCUUGAAUAUUUUAGCAAUCAGUAUCUUGCUGGCGAGCACAGAGGAAGGGUUUCUGAGAAAAUGACAUCGAUGCUGGUAUAUAGAGAAACACUUCAUCGGUUCUUUGUUUUGGAAUUCUUUCUCCUGAUUCUACUGCUGAUUCUCGUACCGAAGUCAGUCCUCCGUCUCAGCGGGUCCGGGAGUGUACCAUUCCUACAACCACUUAGAGAUGAAAGGAAACCAGAGACACAUACAGACACGACGACCAGCGAACAGGAGCAAAAGUUCGCCUUCGCGGGAACGAGCAAACCACAGGAGUCGUACACGGGUCCCAGAUUUCACGAGAACACGGACGCGCUCCUCAGACAGGUCGAGAGCGACGUCUACCACACCAGGCAGUUCGUUUUAGCGCAGCUCCGACGAUUGCAGAGUCAAGCAGCAAGCGAAAAUAGGGAAAACUUCGCCAAUGUUAUCGAGGAUGUUAAACAUUAUUUCAGCGUGACGCAAUCCGACCUCUGGAGGUUUCGCAAAGAGUCCGGUCUUCACGCUUGGCAGAAGAGUGAGGCGGAGAAACUUACCAGUCUGGUGCAAAAUCGGAUCCACGCGUUGCAGAAUCCCGCGGAUUGUAAAUCUGCCAAGAAACUCGUUUGCAAUCUGCCUGUCGCUAAGGGACGAGGAAUAGGCAGUCAGCUUCACCAUUUUAGCUACUGCUUCCUUGCUGCAUACGGGACACAGAGAACGCUCAUCGUUAAUGAAAGGAAAUCGAAAAUGGAGUUUAGCACGGGUACCUACUUUCUCCCCCUCAGUGAAAACUGUACCUGCAAUAAUAGGAGCAUUGCGAGCAUUGCGUGGCCAGGCACAAAUGACACCCAUGUGGUUAGUUUCCCCGACACCGACAAACCCAAACCACGGCCGAAUUACUUCCCACGGUCAGUGCCUCGGGACUUCGGCCAGCGCCUCGUCAAGGUCCACGGCGACCCCUUCGCCUGGUGGAUGGGGCAGUUCUUCAAGUACGCCAUGAGGAUGACCGAAGGAUUCCAGGAGUACGUCGAGAAGCUAGGGGCUCGUCUAGGCUUCGAGAGUCCUAUUGUGGGGAUACAAGUCAGAAGAACAGACAAGCUGCGCCACGACUCAAGAUUCAUAGAACUGGAAGAAUACAUGGAGGUCGUGGACGAUUUUUUCGACGACCUGGAGGUUCGAGGGACGAAUGUGACGACUCGCAGGAUCUACUUGGCCACAGACGACCCGGGUGUUCUCCAGGAAGCGAAGAAGUCAGUGUGUCCCUUUACUUGGGGGAGAGUUUGGGGUCAAUUGUAUAUUCAACCGAAAUGUUUCCGGUUGUACACACACAUAGGCCUAUAUAUGUGUAUUUGAGCGUGUAUGUGUGUGUGCAAAC